AUGCGUGUGGCCGCCCCCAGUUCUGCGCAGGGAUCCGGGCUGCCGCUUCGCAACCCAUUCAGCUACGGCAGUGUCGAAGAGGCGAGCAGCUGGGAGCCAGCCCAGAGCGGCAGCGUCGUGUACGGCGUGGCGGUCGUGCCACUGGUUUGCCGCGUGUGCUGCUUGGCAGACGUCGUCUGUAGCCUGAGCUCGUGCCUCAUGUUCCUCCACCUCUACUUGGCCAGCCUCGUCCUCUGCACUGCGGUUGUUGCGAGGUUCGCCAGAGUCGACCCGAUGGAUGCGCUCGCGCUGCACGACCCCCCUGGCCUGCGUGUUUGCACAGGCCUGCUUCGGAAUUAUUCCUCGCCGCGCGCACGCUCCUGA
This is a messenger RNA of Prorocentrum cordatum, 363 nucleotides long. The record is from the annotation of a GenBank genome assembly. Lineage: Eukaryota; Dinophyceae; Prorocentrales; Prorocentraceae.